Molecule: messenger RNA, 525 nt
Organism: Labeo rohita (rohu)
Lineage: Eukaryota; Metazoa; Chordata; Actinopteri; Cypriniformes; Cyprinidae
Product: ribonuclease inhibitor
Exons: 3
Coding region: 3-500 (165 amino acids)
Molecular function (GO): protein binding
Source: RefSeq, a predicted model, not a curated record
AAAUGACAGAUGAAGGUUGUUCUGCUGUGACUUCAGCUCUGAAAUCAAACCCAUCACACCUGAGAGAACUGAACCUGAGCUGGAAUACACUAGGAGACUCUGGAGUGAAAAACCUCAGUGAUCUACUGAUGAACACACAAUUCAAGCUGGAGAAACUACUUCUGUGUGAUUGCAGUAUUACAGAGAAACAGUGUCUCAUCCUGACUUCAGCUCUGAAAUCAAACCCAUCACACCUGAGAGAACUGGACCUGAGCUGGAAUCAAAUAAAAAACACAGGAGUGAAUCACUUAUGUGAUGUACUGAAGGAUUCACACUGUAAACUGGAGAGAUUGAGUCUUCAUUCCUGUGGAAUUACAGAUGUUUCUUCUUUAACUCAGUCUUUGACAAACACAAAAGCACUGCAGUUUCUAAAAGAGCUUGAUCUGAAUAACAAUAAGAUUGGAGACUCAAAGCAGCAGCUCAUUGAUGUGCUACGAGACUCAAACUGUAAACUGAUGUGAGUAAACUUCACUUUCUGAUAUUAAA